Molecule: messenger RNA, 723 nt
Organism: Centropristis striata (black sea bass)
Lineage: Eukaryota; Metazoa; Chordata; Actinopteri; Perciformes; Serranidae
Exons: 9
Coding region: 1-723 (240 amino acids)
Source: RefSeq, a predicted model, not a curated record
AUGAGAAAUCGAGCUGUUUUGAACCUUGUUGCUGUAAUUGUCGUCCUCCUAAUAACCUGGGGGAUUGCCAUCAAUUCAUUUGAUGUACAGGAGAAAGCAAGGAAUACUUUUGGGUUUAAUGAUGGAGAUCAAAUCAAACCAGAAAUCAAUACGGCAACACCAACACCAACACCUCGGCCAAAGUGUGGCCUCUCCAGAGUCUGCCCGCCGGACCAUUUCGCCUUACACAUCACCAGCGGAGCAGCUAAUGUUAUCGGACCAAAAAUCUGUUUUGAGGAUAAAAUCAUUAUGAGUCAUGUGUUCAACAAUGUGGGACCAGGACUGAACAUUGUGACAAUAAAUGGGGAAAAUGGAACUGUGGAAAAAUUUGGCUACCUUAAUAUGAAAGUUGGAAAGAAAGAAGACAUCCUGGCAUACUUACAGAAGAUAAAACCCGGAAGAAUUGUCUUGGUGGCCUCGUUUGAUGAUGUGACAGCAAAAAUGACAAAGGAAAUGAGGGAGGUGUUCACUGGAAUGGGAAGCACUUUGAUCAAGUCAGUGAAACUCAGAGAUAACUGGGUGUUUGCAGGAAGAGCAGGGACAGAAAACAAAAGCCUGUUUGAGAAGAAAACUGUUAAUGAUAACAAAACCAACAUUUAUGAAAAAUGGCCUGAAAUAGUAGAGGUGGGCGGCUGUUUCCCAAAGACGCCAACUGACGGAGAUCCUGCCACAGAGAAACCUUAA